AUGUGCUUCGGACGAAAACCCUCUGCCACCGACCCGGAGUCGAGGAAGAAUGCCGAAAUCGAAAAGAAUCUCCGAGGAGACCGCAAGCGCGCUGAGCGCGAGGUGAAGCUGCUGCUACUCGGUGCCGGUGAGAGUGGCAAGUCGACGGUCCUGAAGCAGAUGCGCAUCAUCAACGCAGGCGGAUUCCAGAGCCUCGAGCGCAAGACAUGGCGGGCCACCAUCUUCAAUAACUUGGUCUCGGCCUUCCAGACCAUCUAUGCCGCCAUGCAUGAAGACGACAUAGACUUUGAGGACGACGACAACAUUCGGUAUUCCGAGAUGGUCAACUCUGCCCCCGACAUUGGCACUGAGGAGCCCAUGCCCGAAGAGUUCUACACUGCCUUUAAUUCCCUUUGGGCAGACAAAGGCGUGCAGCUCACCAUACUAAAGGGCAACCAGUAUGCGCUGCACGACAACUUGAACUACUUCUUCCAGAACAUCGACCGUCUGUUCCAAAAGGACUUCCUCCCCACCGACCAGGACAUCCUGCGCACCCGAUUACGAACAACUGGUAUCUCCGAGACCAUUUUCGAGCUGGGUAACCUGACAUACAAGAUGGUUGAUGUGGGUGGUCAGCGCUCAGAGCGAAAGAAGUGGAUUCACGUCUUCGACAACGUGCAAGUCGUGCUCUUCCUCGUGGCCAUCAGCGGGUACGACCACGUGCUAGUAGAAGACAGGAAUGGCAACCAAAUGCACGAAGCUCUAAUGCUGUUCGAAUCCAUAUCCAAUUCCAAGUACUUCGAAAAGUCGGCCCUGAUCCUCUUCCUCAACAAGAUCGAUCUCUUUACCGAGAAGAUAGCAGGCGGCAUGAGCCCGAUCAGGAGGACCUUCUCCGACUACACGGGCGGAGAUAGAGAUGUCGAGGCGGGCAAAGAGUUUUUCGCAAACAAAUUCCGCAACCUCGUACGGCAGCCCAAGAAGGAGGUCUACGUCCACUACACAAACGCGACCGACACGAAUUUGCUCAAGAUCACCAUGGCAUCUAUGGGCGCCUUGCGCAGAGCCAUUGUUGUGGUCUUACACACUCAGCCGGGAAGAGCGCUCGCUCGCCCAAGCGAAAAGCCAGGGCGCACACUCACCCGCGCCAUCGACCCACCUGCCCUAGAACUGGAUAGUCCACCUGGCGGGACCGGAGUAACAACGGACUUUUAG
Alternaria atra is the source of this 1191-nucleotide messenger RNA. RefSeq lists its product as uncharacterized. The record is from RefSeq and is a predicted model, not a curated record. Lineage: Eukaryota; Fungi; Ascomycota; Dothideomycetes; Pleosporales; Pleosporaceae. Gene Ontology annotation, molecular function: G protein-coupled receptor binding; G-protein beta/gamma-subunit complex binding; guanyl nucleotide binding. Gene Ontology annotation, biological process: G protein-coupled receptor signaling pathway. The transcript is spliced from 6 exons. Gene Ontology annotation, cellular component: heterotrimeric G-protein complex. The coding region runs from base 1 to 1191 and encodes 396 amino acids.